Molecule: messenger RNA, 1549 nt
Organism: Pneumocystis carinii B80
Lineage: Eukaryota; Fungi; Ascomycota; Pneumocystomycetes; Pneumocystales; Pneumocystaceae
Exons: 10
Coding region: 46-1503 (485 amino acids)
Biological process (GO): regulation of proteasomal protein catabolic process; protein deubiquitination; proteasome-mediated ubiquitin-dependent protein catabolic process
Molecular function (GO): proteasome binding; protein binding; cysteine-type deubiquitinase activity
Source: RefSeq, a predicted model, not a curated record
AAAAUAUACAGAUAAAUUGUUAAGAACUGCUUAAAACUUGGUUAAAUGGCUACAAUUCCAAUUUAUGUGAAAUGGCAAGGUAAACGCUUUAAUUUGGAGGUUGAAAAGAUGGAGACUAUUUUGGUCUUAAAGUCUCAAUUAUAUAGCUUAACAGGUGUUCCAUGUGAAAGACAGAAAAUUCUUGGUUUAGGAAGGAGACGAGUUGAAGAUGAAGCGAUUUUUCAAGAAUUUAAUGUUAAACCGUACUCAACAAUUAUGUUAAUUGGAACGACGGAGGGAGAAAAAGAAAUAUGUUAUGAAGAGGCGGUAAUUUCGGAGAAUAAGAGUGAAGAAGAGAUAAAGGAGAAACGUUCAUUACCAUCAGGACUUAAAAAUUUAGGGAAUACGUGUUAUAUGAAUUCUACACUACAAAUACUUAAAUGUAUGCCAGAGCUUGAAAUGGAAUUAGAAAAAAUUUCUCAAGAUAAGACACGAAAGUUAGAUAAGUCAGCAACGAUAAUAGAAUCACUUUCAGAUGUUUUUCGAAAUAUGAAUAUAUACAGUGAUUUUUCACCGCUUAUAUUUUUAGGAUGUCUUAGGGUGGUAUUUCCUCAAUUUGCAGAAAGAGACAAUGUCCAUGGUAGAUUUUGUCAACAAGAUGCAGAAGAAUGUUUAUCUCAAUUAAUUCAGAAUUUAAGGACACAUAUGCCUAUGAAUGGGGAUUCGCCAUCUUUUGUUAAUAAAUAUAUGCUAGGAACUCUAAUUAAUGAAAUAAAAUGUUCCGAAUGUGAAGAAGAACCUCCUAUUAUUUCUAAUGAAGACUUUAUAAAGUUGAAUUGUCAUAUCGGGAUGAAUACGAAUUAUAUGAUUGAUGGUUUAAAAGAAGGAUUAAAAGAAACAAUUACUAAACGCUCUGAAAUUUUAAAUAAAGAAGCUACAUUUAUAAAAACUUCAAAAAUUUCUAGGCUUCCAAAGUAUUUAAUUAUUAAUUUUGUAAGGUUUUUUUGGAAAUUGACUAUUCGCAAAAAAGUAAAAAUUUUGCGAAAAGUAAAGUUUCCUUUUGAGUUAGAUAUAUGUGAAUUCUGUGAAGACGAUUUAAAAUCUAAAUUGAUUCCAGUAAGGGAUAUUUUGCGCUGCAUUAAUAAGAUCUUGGAAGAUAAAGAAGCUAGAAAAAAAGUAAAAACUUCUCAAGAAGAUGAUACCUAUGAAUAUUCAGGAAAAUCUUUAGAUGAAAUGAUUAAGGAAUUAUGGAAUUUGGUCGAUGUUAAAUCUAUUGAUGAAGGCACAAAUGUAUCCGGUUUAUAUAAUUUAAUAGGGAUUUUAACGCACUCUGGAGCAUCUGCUGAUUCUGGACAUUAUCAAGCAUGGAUAAAAAUACCUAAUUCAUCAGAAUGGUGUCAAUUUAAUGACGAUAAUGUCACAAUUGUACCUCGAUCUAAAAUAGAAACAUUAGAUGGUGGAAGUGAAAAUGAUAGUGCUUAUAUUGCUUUAUAUUCUGCUAUGGAAUUACCUACUUCUAUCUAGCUAUAUAAUAUAUGUUUCAAAACGUAUAUACAUUCAUAUAUAAUCA